This is a messenger RNA of Microbotryum saponariae, 812 nucleotides long. Lineage: Eukaryota; Fungi; Basidiomycota; Microbotryomycetes; Microbotryales; Microbotryaceae. The record is from the annotation of a GenBank genome assembly.
AUGAUGCGCCUGAAGGUCCUUCCAAACUCAAAGUCGACUUGAAGUUAUGUUAAGCUGAUGAUCGCUUGUUGCUCCAGAUGCUGAGGCCAGCGCCACCUUGCGCCCUCUUUGGCGUGGACCUGAGAAUGUGCUUGCGCGUUCGAUCCGACUGCCUUCUUGUGGCGCCAAAGUCGAUCCCUCUUCCGAACAAAAAAAAAAAAUUAAAAAACCCAACCGUCAAGGAAGGUAGGCGGAUUUACGCAGUGGUUCUGGUCUGAUUUUGCACGUGCUGAAUGCCGGCCUUCAUAAUCCGCAGCACUUCUUCCGUCCGUACGCGAAAGCGGUCGUUGCGCUCCCGAGGCUAUGCAAAUUCCACAAGGCGGCGCAGGAUGCAGUCGAGAAGCUCGUCCGGGAGGAGCGGUUGCUCGACUGUGAGCUCGAAGAAACUCCGAAGAUCCACGGUCGAUGCUCACUCAAGGACUCACCUAACGAAUUUAAUCCUUCCUCGCAUCGGCCAUGGAUUGAGCUCGCCUCAUCCGAUUGUCUUGGUCGGACGAUCCCGUCAACUGUCGAACGUUGUUCUUCGACAGACUGGAGAAGGAGCAUCACAACUCGCGGUACGCGCGUGCCAUCAAGAAUCUCGAGGAACUCGAAACGGUCGGUCCGCUACUUCCUCUCUGCUCAGCAUCGUACAAGGCGCUCGUCUGGCUCGGCGACAUCCUCGAGAAUCUUGAUGGCAGGCGCGUACAGCGAGUUGUGAUGCUCCAUCUGCAGUCCGUCGACAAACAACCUUCGACAGUUGACGGAAUCGUCCGACCAAGACGAUCGGAUGA